AUGGGGACACGGGCCAGGCAGUUAGGUGGUGACCCGUCCUGGCUGUGGGUGCGGGCGGCCGAGUCCCUCACCCCCUUCGUGUUUGGUCCACACCCGUAUUCCCCCACCUGCUCGGCGGCCUGGCCAGAGGGCGGGAUAUGGGAUCAUCCUGGCGGGUCAGACCCAGACAUGGGGGCUGAGGUCACAGAGCCGGGUCAGCCCCAGGCCAGCGUCCAUCCCCAGGAGGACGCUCGGCUGCGCCCUGGGCUGGCCGGCCGCGGGCCUGCUUCCUUCUGGGACCCCGACACGUGGAACAGCCUGGGGAUCCUGCCAGCCUGGGCAAGAGACUCCCACCUGCUGAGUCUCCCCGGUGGGGAGCCAGGCCCUGGGAGACAUGGCAGCCCCACCCCGAUGUGCCGCCCCGCGGGCGGGUCCACCCCGCUGUGCCCACUGUCCACCCCGCUGUGCCGCCCCGUGGGCGGGUCCACCCCGCUGUGCUGCCCCGUGGGCGGGUCCACCCUGCUGUGCCCACUGUCCACCCCGCUGUGGCUCCCUGUGGGCGGGUCCACCCCGCUGUGCCCACUGUCCACCCCGCUGUGCCGCCCCGUGGGCGGGUCCACCCCGCUGUGCCCACUGUCCACCCCGCUGUGGCUCCCUGUGGGCGGGUCCACCCCGCUGUGCCCACUGUCCACCCCGCUGUGCCGCCCCGUGGCGACCCCCGAGGCCCUGAGGGGGCGCCCUGGCAGCUCGCUGCGGCUCCUGCCGCCUCCCUCCCUUGGCGCCCAGGUCACGGCCACAGCACGUUCCGGCUGCUUCCCGGGGGCUGCCUGGGACCUAGCGGAGCUCUGGCCGCAGCAGGAGGCGCCUCCCGGCCUCAUCUGCCUGAGCGGCGCUCCGACGAUGCACUCUGGGGCUGCAUCCUCAGCGCUGACCCGUCGUGACUGCCCGGGGGUCUGUGCGGACGAGGCCGCUCCUCCGGCGUCUUCGGGAACGGCUCUGCGAAACCCCGUUUCUCGAGACAUCGCCUUCUCCGCCCAGAGGGCGCUGAGACCGGUCUCUGGAGCAAGGCUGAGCCCGGGAGCCCGAGGGCUGCACGUCGCUGGCCCACCGGGCCUGGUGACAGCGGACAAAGCAGCACAGAGACAGGCGUCCCCACCCACUCCCACCAUCAGGUGCACCCAGAAGGAGAGCCCCCCGCUUGGGAGCCGCCUGCUGCCUGGAACAGAGGGCCCCGACCCCGGGCUGCCCCUCCCCGACCCCCAGAACCCCUGGGCCAUAGCCCCCGCGCCGCGCCCUCCCAGGGGCCGGCUCUCCACCGCAGUGCCCGCGGCAGCCCUGGGCUGUGCAUCAGGCACGGUGCUGGCUCCAGUAGAUGGCCCCGCGUGCUUGAAGCACUUGAAAAAACUGCAGAUUCCUAGGAACAGCCGCGGAGAAACCGCGGAGAAACUCGAGAUCAGCCACGGAGGGGGUAUUGGGAAACGGCCCCAGGCCUCCCUGCUGCUGCCCGGGGGCCACGCCAGGGGCUCCCGUCCCUCCGGCCACCCGUCCACCGCACUGCCCGGCUCAGCCCCGGCCGCCCCCGGGCCCCCCGGCCCCCCGGCCCCCCGGCCCACGCUCGUCCCGCGGCCGCGCUCUCCCUUCCUGCCCGCGGCAAGUGGGCGGCUGUCCGCUGCCUCCGACAGUCCCGGCCCGGACUCCGACACCGCCGAGACCCGGCUGCGAGGCGCGGCACCCCCGCCCGCCCCGCCUGGCACGCCUCUGCUCGCCCGUCCUGUGCCCCCGCGACCCCGUCGGGAUCCGCCCCCAGGCCCGCAGUCACGGUUGCCUGACGUCGGUCCCCGCAGGGCGGCCGGUGCCCCGCUGCCCCCCGCGCCCGGCGCCGGCCCAGGCGGGGCGCUCGGCGGUCCGCAGGGCGGGGGGCGGGGGGCGGGCGAAGGACUGCGCUCAGGCUGCGCGCCUUCCGGGGCCGGAGCGUCGGGCCGCGCGGACCCGCCCCCGCGGAGCGCCCCCCGCCCCCAAGCGCGCGUCCGCAGGUGGGGGAAGCGCGCGGGGGGCGAUUCGCCUCCGCACCAGUGUGGCCCUGCCGCCGGCCCGUAG
Messenger RNA from Hyaena hyaena (striped hyena), 2076 nucleotides. Its product is annotated as basic proline-rich protein-like. NCBI's taxonomy places the organism in Eukaryota, Metazoa, Chordata, Mammalia, Carnivora, Hyaenidae. Bases 1 to 2076 code for a protein of 691 amino acids. The transcript has 10 exons. The record is from RefSeq and is a predicted model, not a curated record.